AUGGCUCCCAUCGUUCACUUUGUGCGACAUGCUCAGGGCUACCACAACCUCACAACCGCAAACCACGUCCUCCCCGACCCAGAACUCACGCAGCUAGGCGAACAACAAUGCGCGAAACUCAAAGAAAGCUUCCCCUUUCACUCGGAAAUCGAGCUGGUAGCUGCCUCUCCAUUGCGCCGAACCAUCCAUACCGCAUUACUCAGCUUCCAGCCCGUGUUUGAGGCGCACAAGGACUUCAAGCUUCUGUGUAUCCCCGAAGCGCAAGAGACCAGCGACGUGCCUUGUGAUACCGGUAGUGACCCGGCUGUGCUGCAAAAGGAGUUUGUGGAUCGUGGGCUGCCGGUGGAUAUUUCGUUAGUUCGUGAUGGUUGGAACAGCAAGGAGGGUAAAUGGGCACCCACCAUUCCUGCUCUCAGGAACAGAGCCCGUGAGGUCCGGAAGUGGCUCAAGUCGCGUCCUGAGAAGCAGAUCGUCCUUGUCACACAUGGUGGAUUACUUCACUAUUUGACCGAAGACUGGGAGGAUGGUAGCAUGUACCAAGGCACCGGUUGGGUAAACACAGAAUACCGCACAUACAAAUUCUCCGAAACCAUCGAUACAGAAGACAUCGAAGGCAACAACGUGGAAGGAGGCGACGAUUUCACAAUCAUUGAGACACCUGAAUCCCGAGAGCGUCGUGGAAAGCCCACCCAGGCCCCUUCACGAGCAGAAGAGAAAAUUCUCUACCUCAAGGGUAUCGAAGGCUGGGAGGCGCAAGGAUUGCAGCCCAGCUCGAAAGAGCGUGAGACUGGUAAGGUCUCUGGUGGAGAGGAGGUUGAUGGUAAUCGCAUUUAG
Talaromyces marneffei is the source of this 834-nucleotide messenger RNA. RefSeq lists its product as uncharacterized. Gene Ontology annotation, molecular function: phosphatase activity. The transcript is spliced from 4 exons. The coding region runs from base 1 to 834 and encodes 277 amino acids. The record is from RefSeq and is a predicted model, not a curated record. Gene Ontology annotation, cellular component: cytoplasm. NCBI's taxonomy places the organism in Eukaryota, Fungi, Ascomycota, Eurotiomycetes, Eurotiales, Trichocomaceae.